AACUCAAAGUUGGAUAAAUAUUGCAAAUGCAGAAAUGGAUUCUGUAACAAAUUGUCCUCGGAAAUAUGUUGAUUGCUCUCUGACAAAUGUAACAGGUUUCUGAAAGCUGUUGUUUUGAGCUCGAUAUCAGAACCUCAGAGAAAACGACUGAGAAGAUGGACGGUGGGGAAUAUUUAACGUCAAUGGACAUGGAUCCGACGUUGUCAGAACUCGGAGAAGAGUUUACUCUGGGUGACAUCGAUGAAAUGCUCCAGUUUGUCAGCAACCAAGCAGAUGACUUCCCUGACCUCUUUGAAGACCAAAUCGCCCCAGGCUCCAUCCAAAACAGUGAAAUGGGAGCCCUCCAGCAAACCUCCCAGAUUCCCCAGACACCCCAAACUUCCGGUUCUGCGGUAUUCCAGACAAGCCCCUCUGCACCCACUCCCCAGUCUCUCCCCCUCACUCCCCCUGAAACCCCUGUCCAGGUGUCCCCCACACAGACCCAGCUCCGCACCCCUCCCCUGCUCCAGCCGAAGCCCCAGCCGGUCCCGCAGAUCCAGGCGCAGCACGCUCAGGCUGUUCCGGUUCAGACGCAAGCCCUGGCCGUUCAGCCUCAGGCCCUGCUGAGUCAUGCGCAGACUCAGAGCCUCCCGGUGCAAGCGCAGGCCCAGGGGGUGGUGUUCACUCCUGGCCUCACCAGCGGUCCCCAGUCCCGCUUCAUUCAGAACCCGGUCAUCUGCCACCAGAGCCCCACACCUGGCUUCCAGGUCCUCCAACCACAGGUUCACAGUAUUGUGACAUCACCCCAAGUCCAGCAAAUGGCAUUUCAGCAUCAGCAUGUCUUGACACCAUCUGGCCAGGCAAUCCAGACUGUGACGACAGCGCAGCCUGCAGUGCAGACUAUGUCACAGCAAGUGCAGCAGGUUCCUGUACUGGUCCAUCAGCCCCAGAUAAUAAAGACAGACUCCCUGGUACUAACUACCCUGAAACCCGACGGGACACAGGUUCUGUCCAGCAUGCAGAACCCAGCUGGUAUCACCACCCUGACCACACCCAUCCAGACCACUGCCCUGCAAGUGCCAACUCUAAUGGGUGGCAACAUUCUAACCACUGUCCCAGUGGUGGUGGGGGGCGGAGAUAAGGUGCCAAUCAAGCAGGUGUCUCCUGGAACGUGUCAGAAUGGGAGUGUGGUGCGGAUGGGGCAGGACCCAGGCGUUGGGCUUGGGAUGGGACCAGGCGUGGUGAUGAAGGAAGGCGAGCGCAGGUCCACCCACAAUAUCAUCGAGAAGAGAUACCGCUCGUCUAUCAACGACAAGAUCAUCGAACUGAGGGACCUGGUUGUGGGCAAUGAUGCCAAGAUGCAUAAGUCAGGGGUGUUGCGGAAGGCCAUCGACUACAUUAAGUACCUGCAGCAGGUCAACCAUAAACUGCGACAGGAAAACCUGGCUCUCAAGGUGGCCGUCCAGAAACGCACAAAAUCCGUUUGCCUGUCUGAGGAGGUGGAGGUGAAGCCCGACGGUGCAGUGCUGUCCCCUCCCGCCUCCGAAUUGGACUCAAGCUCCCCUCACCAGCUGUCCCCAUUCUGCGUGGACUCUGAGCCAGGCAGCCCUCUGCUGGAGCCCGAGCAGGUGAAAAAUGAGCCAGACUCUCCUGCCUCUCUGGGAGUGAUGGACCGCUCUCGGCUCCUCCUCUGCGCCCUCACCUUCCUCUGCCUCUCCCUGAACCCCCUCCCCUCACUCCUGGAGUCCAAGGCCCAGGGUGGGCGUGGGUUGGACUCAGCAGGGGACGGCCAUGGUCCGUCUAGGAUCAUGCUGGGCCUUCCCAAUCAAACCCAGAACUUUGCUCGCUGGCUGUGGUACCUGUUGCCCUGGGUGAGCGUGUGGGUUCUGAGCUGUGUAGGGGCGGUGUGGGGCUGCGUCAGGGUGCUGUACCUCUGGGAGCCCGUCACCCCUCUCCACUCCCCCAAAUCCAUCUGCUUCUGGAGACACCGCAAGCAAGCGGACCUGCAGCUGCACAGGGGUGACUAUGCAGCUGCAGCAGCCAGCCUACAGACCUGCCUGUCUGACCUGUCCAGGGGCCUCCCCAGCACCUCUCUUGACCUUGCCUGCUCCCUCUCCUGGAAUCUGAUUCGUUACUGCCUGUACUGGCCCGCCCCUCUGCGCUGGCUUGUCCGCCAGAUUGGCGGGAGGCAUGAAGGGGAGGAGUCCCAGACCAGUUCCCGUGAUGCCUCUCUGGUCUAUCACAAACUCAGCCAGCUACAGCUCACAGGGCAUGUGCCCCAGCAUGGGAGUCUGUGGGGUCUGUCUCUGUCCCUCAGCGCAGUGAACCUGAGUGAGAGCGCCCGUGGGAAGAUGUCCUCGGCCCAGCGGUUCGAGAUCUAUGUCACCGCAGCCAUCGCGCUCAGGACUGUGCUGAGUCACCGCCUCUCCUUCCUGCCUGGUUAUCUGCUGAGCUGCGCAGAGAGUGUGGCCUUUCCAUCGGAUGCCAGACCCCUCCCUGAUUGGCUGCACUGGCUCUUCACACCCUUGGGAAGGCAGUUCUUCCUGAGCUGUGAUUGGUCCGUUAAGUUCAGUAGCCGAGAGGGAGUGUACACUUCGCACAGAGACCAAGCCGACCCCGUCGCCCAGCUGCACCGGUGUUUCUGCGAGAAGCUGCUGGAGAGAGCUGUGCACACCCUCAUCCAGCCCGUCUCCAGCACGGACGCAGCCAGGGGCCGGGACGGUGGCGGGGAGUUCUCAGAUGCCAUGGAGUUCCUCCAGCUGUUGAGCACCAGCACAGAAGAGUCGCCCUCCCUCUCCCCUCCUUUCCCUCCCCCGCCCAAUCACAGCACUGCACCAGCUGGAGACCCUGUGUGCCGGUGGUGGGUGUUGGUCCUGAAGGCAGCUGUCCAUUGGCUGCAGGGUGAUGAUGCAGCGGUGAGGUCACUGCUGGCCGAGGCUGAGCGCGUGCCCAAAGCGCUCCACACACUCAACCACCCCUUGCCCAAAGCCGUGCUGCAGCUUUGCAAAGCGGUUCAGCUGAGCCUGUCCCCGCAGAAGGAUGAGGGGGCCCUGGGCUGCCUGUCCCACUGCGACCGGGCCAGCAGCCACCUGCGCGCCAGCAUCUCCAUGACCCACACUCAGGCUGGGAACUGGCUUAACAAGGGCGUGGAGCUCCUGGUGUGUGAUCUCUUGCUAACCUUGAGGACCAGUGUUUGGCAGUGGGGAGGUGGCAGCUGUGGUGAGCCAGGCCCUGCCUCCAGCUCCCAGCUGGCUGGCUUUCAGAGGGACCUCAGCUCACUGCGCAAAAUGGGACAAUGCUACAAGCAAGCUCAACAUAAGAUGUUCCUGCAUGAGACGACAGUGCGGCUGAUGGCAGGGGCCAGCCCCACCCGCACUCACCAGCUACUGGAUCACAGCCUGAGGCGCCGGAGUCAGCACCCCACUGAAACCACAGAGGGGGACUGCGUGCUCGGGGAGCGGGAGAGGGCCCACGCCAUCCUGCUGGCCUGCCGCCACCUGCCCCUGCCCCUGCUCACCCCGCCGGGCCACCGGGCCCACCUGCUGGCGGAGGCCAAGCGGACGCUGGAGCGCGUGGGCGACCGGCGCUCGGUGCAGGACUGCCAGCGGAUCCUGCUGAGGCUGAGCGGGGGCACCACCAUCGCCGCGUCCUGAAGUCCCGCACGCGGACCUGCGUACCCGCUGCACCGGACCCGGGAGAGCAGAUCCACCCACUGUGUGCAUGCAGAGGGGGCCGACACGUGUAGAUAUAUACACUUAUGCAGUGCAGGCAUGUACACAUAUACUCUCCAUGCGGUCGGGGCCGAAGUGUACAGUCAGUAUUUGCAGUGCGUGCAUGCAUACAUAUACUCACCAUGCAGUAAGUGGCAGAUGACCUGAAGUUUGCUGGCCCUCUUGUGUGUGGGAAUGGACCACUGUUGUUACCCUUCUCAGACUCACGCCCUUACACUGUAGGUCGGUGUCACCGGUCAUAACACCCAACUGUUUGCGUGUCUGUCAGGGAUGAAUCUGGAAAAUUAACAGAGAGAGGACCUGUAACGGCAAGUAGGAAAAAAAUUAGAAUUUACAGUACAAUCUCUGUUAAGGAUCGCCAAAGUGUACAGUAUCAAAUUACAAUAUCAUUUUACAGUUCUGUCUGCAAUAUUGUAAAUACAGUUGAAUUGACUUUGUUAGAGCUAGACGUACUAAACAUUUUGACCACAAACAGUGAAGCGUGUUCUGUUAUAUGUGUGUGUGUGAAUACAGAGUUAUGUAUGUGAUUGUAAAUAAUUGUAUGUAACAAUUUUGUUGAGGAGCUGUGAGGUCUUUUUGAGAAUUGUGCAGGAAAUGUAUGCAAUGUGUGGUGUGAGAGAGAGAGAGAAAGGUUAAAUAACUUGCUGUAUCCCUUUAAAGCAGCUAUUUUUGUUGGCU
Messenger RNA from Megalops cyprinoides (Indo-Pacific tarpon), 4388 nucleotides. Its product is annotated as sterol regulatory element-binding protein 2-like. The record is from RefSeq and is a predicted model, not a curated record. Gene Ontology annotation, molecular function: DNA-binding transcription factor activity, RNA polymerase II-specific; RNA polymerase II cis-regulatory region sequence-specific DNA binding; protein dimerization activity. Gene Ontology annotation, biological process: positive regulation of cholesterol storage; positive regulation of transcription by RNA polymerase II. Gene Ontology annotation, cellular component: nucleus. The transcript has 19 exons. The coding region runs from base 156 to 3632 and encodes 1158 amino acids. Lineage: Eukaryota; Metazoa; Chordata; Actinopteri; Elopiformes; Megalopidae.